Molecule: messenger RNA, 552 nt
Organism: Rotaria sp. Silwood1
Lineage: Eukaryota; Metazoa; Rotifera; Eurotatoria; Philodinida; Philodinidae
Source: the annotation of a GenBank genome assembly
AUGACGUCCGCUCAAGUACAUAUGCCAAAAUCGAUAACCAAUCGUCGUUAUCAAAUUCGAGAGAAAAUUUUUACAAUUGGUAUCAGUUUUAAAAUUAAAGAUGAGUUUGGACAUGACAAAUAUAUUAUCCGUUCAAGCCCAUGGACAUUAGGUAGAAAGCUUACAUUCGAAGAUAUGAAUGGCAAUGCUCUUUUGAAAAUUCAUCAAAAAGGAUUUCGUUUACUUGAUCAAUUUAGUAUUUUAUCAGCUCGUGAUAGUGAAUUAAACGAACCAGUGGCAUCUAUUAGAGAAAAAUUUACUUUCUUUAAAUACAGUUAUAAAAUUUAUUCAAUAUAUGGUGAAUAUAAAUUGAAAGGACUUGAUGUACUUAAUCAUGCAUUUACACUGACGAACAAAGAUGGUAAAACCAUUGCUAUUGUAAAUAAAAAAUUUUUUGCAAUCGCUGAUAUAUAUGAAGUUGAAGUAAUCGAUUCAAAUAAUGAUAAAAAACAAGAAGAUCAUGCUUUUAUUUUAGCAUUAAUUAUUGCUUUACAUUGUUCAGUGUAUUAUUGA